ACGCAUGAAGAAGGUUGAACUGAGCGCGGGCUGUAGAGAUGGCAGAGAGCGGAGUUUCAGUGGGAUCGGAAUCCCUCCAGCUGUAUGAAGCACAGUUCUUCGGCUUCACCCCGGAGACCUGCAUGCUACGAGUUCGUGAUGCCUUCCGAGACUCUCUCAAUCACAUAUUGGUCGCAGUUGAGUCUGUGUUUGUGAAAAGAUUGUGUCCGGGCCAUGACCCGCCAGCAGAGCUCCGACUGACAGCUCGAGAGAGCACCCAAAAACUGCGACAGUUUUUACAGGAGCGCUUCGAAGUCAUGUUUCAGCGCAUGAAGGGGAUGCUGGUGGACCGCGUCCUCUCCGUUCCUCAAAACCUCCUUUUGCCCGAUGACCAGCUGCACCAGAAGCACCCAGAAGGCAAAGAAGAGCUUGCUAAGCUGCAGGACUCCGUCGCGAAACUGCUACAGGCUUAUGAAGCCGAGGUGUGCGCCAAGCAAGCGCUUCUCGCUGAGCUUGAGGAGCAGAAGGAAACGCAGAAACAGAUCGAUGAAGUGCUGAGAUGGAUCGAGGAACUGCGUCUUUCGUGGAGGCGAGAGGGAAUGGGAAGUGUCCAAGACAGCGUCCGACACAUGAUGGAGGCUGUGGGCCAACUGCAGGACGUAGUAGGAAAGAUUAGAAAGCAAAAUAAAGGACUGGAUGAGGUUUGAUGCUUUAUGUGUAACAUUUGAACAAGAGCUGUGGUGUAAUGGCAUGAUCCAUCCACCAGGGGGAGGCGGCGCACAAUCUAUUCGGGGCAAUAACAUUAACAUACAUGUGCCACGAUCAGUCCAGCUUCAAAGCAAUGCAUUUGUAAUCAGGCGAUUUUCCUCAGAUUUUCCUCAGACAUUUGAAAUGCAGUCCAUCUCUUCUUCCUCAAAGUCGCUGGGUUUUCUCAUUUACGAUUCAGUGCCUUUGAUGUUCAGUACAGUUAGAUCUGCGUUAGAUUAACCCAAAUGUCCCACAGGCCCAAACUGAUGUGUCCAACGGCCUGACUGGCUUUACACUUUACAGCAAGUUUUAUGUUCUUUGAGGAUAUAUUUUAAGGUAUUUUCCUUGAUGUUCAGAGGAGAAUU
Rhinichthys klamathensis goyatoka is the source of this 1091-nucleotide messenger RNA. RefSeq names its product MIS12 kinetochore complex component (gene mis12). Lineage: Eukaryota; Metazoa; Chordata; Actinopteri; Cypriniformes; Leuciscidae. Gene Ontology annotation, biological process: mitotic cell cycle; kinetochore assembly; protein localization to kinetochore. Bases 39 to 686 code for a protein of 215 amino acids. The transcript has 2 exons. Gene Ontology annotation, cellular component: nucleus; chromosome, centromeric region. The record is from RefSeq and is a predicted model, not a curated record.